Theobroma cacao (cacao) is the source of this 1342-nucleotide messenger RNA. It is a transcript of the gene PAM68, whose product is annotated as PAM68-like protein (DUF3464). The record is from RefSeq and is a predicted model, not a curated record. NCBI's taxonomy places the organism in Eukaryota, Viridiplantae, Streptophyta, Magnoliopsida, Malvales, Malvaceae.
CAAGCUCAUGACCAAUCCGAAGCAAAAUCACACAUGUAAAAAAACCUUAUCGUACUGGCCGAAAAAGGAAGGGAAACGCAAAACGCAACCUUAUCGCUUCUUGCCUGUCUGGUAACUGGUAAGAAGAGUUUCUGGAUGGGGCUCUGUCGGGUUGAGUUUCUGAAUUUAGCAACAACCUAAUAGGAUUUAGUAGUAGUUUUGAUUUCUCAUUUGCGGUUUGCUAUCUGCACGAACUUCAGAAGGGACUUCAGAAAAGUGAAGUAGCUGCCAGAAGUGAAUGGCAGGAGUGGCACUGUCAUCUUUGUCCUGCUCUUACAAGAUUGACCAUGGUAAUGAGAAAUCGACUUUGGUAUGUAAGCUUUGCAGACAUGUACAGAUAAAUGACGGCCGUAAAGUGGAGAAAACCAUGGAAUCCUCUUCAUUUACGGGAACCACAGCCUUAAAACCAUCAUCCUUAGUUUCUCCAAUUAUAACAAUUUGCCAAUUUCCAGUUACAAAACAUCCCCGAAAUCAAGUUCGAUCAUUAUACUUGGUACCCCUAUAUGCCACGUUGAACAGCCCAAGAGGCUUUGGACCCCCACCAAAGAAAAAUAAGAAGACAAAGAAGUCAAAGAGUGGUGAUGUCAAAGAAGAAGAAGAAGUUGAUGAUGAUGAUGAAGAAGAAGAGUUUGAACCAGAGGCAGGCGUAAUACCGGAGAUAGUGACCAACAGGAUGAUCAGCAGAAUGGGUUUCUCAGUUGGAGUCCCACUGUUCAUAGGGCUCCUGUUUUUCCCAUUCUUCUACUAUCUCAAGGUUGUUUUAAAAAUUGAUGUCCCAACAUGGGUGCCCUUCAUUGUUUCCUUCUUCUUCUUUGGGACUGCCCUGUUAGGGGUGAGUUAUGGCAUUGUGUCCUCUAGUUGGGAUCCAUUGAGGGAAGGCUCGCUCUUAGGAUGGAACGAGGCUCAGAAGAACUUGCCCGUUUUUUGGCAAUCGAUUUGGGGUAGAUCACAAAUCUAUAUAUUUUUGGAAUGGAGCUAGCUCUCGUACUUUGGAGGAGCAUCUUAAAGGUGGACUGGCUGCUAAAAGGAAUGCAGCAAUCUGGUCCCCUGGUUCUACUGUUCUUUUUACCUCUAUUUGGAAAAUAUCCUAGGCCUGCUUAGAAUCUCUCUCAGCCUUCUAAACUUGACCCAAAUCUGUGCUGCAUGGUGCUUAUCUAUUUAUAGUAAUAUGUUAUAAUUGGGUCUUUUCUUCUUCUCCAAAUUCCUCUUCCUUGCGUCCUAUGUUUCUUGUCUUGAUCCGGCCCAUGGACACUAACCUGCAAGAAAUAAAUCAAAGAAUCUAGGUUGCUUGCCUCCAAUUCAA